Cucurbita pepo subsp. pepo (vegetable marrow) is the source of this 829-nucleotide messenger RNA. Lineage: Eukaryota; Viridiplantae; Streptophyta; Magnoliopsida; Cucurbitales; Cucurbitaceae. The record is from RefSeq and is a predicted model, not a curated record.
ACCAAAUAGCCAACUUAUGCUUCUCACAAUACAGCUUCUCCAUGGUUACCUCACACCCUUCCCUUUCCUUCACUGCAAGGCUACACAUUUUUGGCAACUUCUGCGUCAACUAUUACGUCGAUAACCCUUUCUCGACCAACGUUUCCCUUCAAUACUUUCGUGAUGCUACCGUUGCUGUCGCUAGAACAGGUUUUGAUACCAUCACUAUGUCUCUUGAUAACCCUUUUCAAGCCACGUUGAUAUCAGAGAAUUCAUCUCCUUUAGGGCCUGUGCCAAAGUCCAAACUAUGUUUGCCGCUAUUUGCAUUUAUCCCAGCGGUGCAAGACGCUUCAGUUAUAAGAGCUAGACAUUUCAACGUUAAAGCUGAAUGCUUUAAUUACAUCCUAUACCAUAUACCUGUCUUCCCAGAUACUCCAGUUUAUAUUACUACAAUGGUUUCACGAGUCACAUUCUCAACUGCAUCGCAGGAGUUUAUGCUUACCGCAGAGGCUGGACAAUGUUCAACGGUGGGCUAUGGAUUUGAGCAUACUCAGUACCGAGUUCUUCUUAAGCCAAGGUUAUUUUUCAGUAGUUUGCCAUUAAUAACAGGCAAAUAUAUAGGUUUUUAUGGCACCACACUUUCUGGCUGCCUAAUGGUUGUCCCAACUAAUAGUCUAUUGGUUUCAUAUCUCAUCCAUUUUCUUCCCGUCUGACAAAUUAUUCAAUGAGAUCGGUCACUGUCAGAUGUAGAUCCGAAAAUAUGUCAAUCUUACAGAAAAUUCAUCGAUUCAUUGUACCGUUUCUAAAUCUUUUCAUUUGUAGCAAUAACUCUCGGGCCUUGCAAAUAUUA